This is a messenger RNA of Neolamprologus brichardi, 2504 nucleotides long. RefSeq names its product transcription factor Dp-1, a (gene tfdp1a). Gene Ontology annotation, molecular function: DNA-binding transcription factor activity, RNA polymerase II-specific; RNA polymerase II transcription regulatory region sequence-specific DNA binding. The record is from RefSeq and is a predicted model, not a curated record. Gene Ontology annotation, biological process: regulation of transcription by RNA polymerase II; regulation of cell cycle. Gene Ontology annotation, cellular component: nucleus; transcription regulator complex. NCBI's taxonomy places the organism in Eukaryota, Metazoa, Chordata, Actinopteri, Cichliformes, Cichlidae.
GCUUUGCUUUCGUCUCAUUCGUGCUGUCCAAUCAAGCUCCACUAAAGCGAGGCACCGCCAAGAUCAGAUUGUGAGAGACGCUGCUGUAGCAAGGCUAACGGAAAGUCGAUAGGAAAGGCUAGCGAGCAAUCUGUUAACCUGUAAGGUGCACCGGGGUCUGAAUAGUGACUGGCCGAGGAAAAGUCUUUUUAACCCAAAGCAUACCUCUUUUCGGUCCUUUGGGAUCAUGGCUAAAGAUGCUGGUCUAAUUGAAACCAAUGGAGAGCUGAAGGUUUUUAUCGAUCAGAAUCUGAGCCCUAGUAAAGGUGUCCUGUCCUUGGUUACUGUCCAGCCCUCAGCUGCCCCUGUGGCCAAACAGCUACUACCCAAAACCCUUGGGCCAUCCAAUGUGAACGUCGCUACACACAUGCAAAAUGUGCCACACAUGGUGAUUGGAACACCCCAGAGGCCUACCGUAUCAAACACCAUUUUGGUAAACAGUCCACACACACCCAGUUCCCAGUUCCUCACACAGAGUCAACCAGCCGAUGCCUCUCCUUGGUCAUCAGGAAAACGUGGGAAGAAAGGGGAAAAGAAUGGGAAGGGCUUGAGGCAUUUUUCCAUGAAGGUGUGUGAGAAGGUGCAGAAGAAAGGAGUGACCACGUACAAUGAAGUGGCAGAUGAACUGGUGGCAGAAUUCAGCUCAUCAGACAACCACAUGUCACCGAAUGACUCACAUGUGUAUGACCAGAAGAACAUUCGACGACGUGUUUAUGAUGCACUUAACGUGCUCAUGGCCAUGAACAUUAUUUCUAAAGAGAAAAAAGAAAUCAAGUGGAUUGGUCUACCCACCAACUCAGCGCAAGAGUGCCAAAACCUAGAGGUGGAGAGACAAAGGCGGCUGGAGAGGAUUAAGCAGAAACAAUCACAGCUUCAGGAGCUCAUACUGCAGCAAAUAGCUUUUAAGAACCUGGUUCAGAGGAAUAGGCAGACAGAGCAGCAGGCAAACAGACCUCCACCUCCCAACUCCAUCAUCCACCUUCCUUUCAUUAUUGUCAACACCAGCAAGAAAACUGUCAUCGACUGCAGCAUCUCUAAUGACAAGUUCGAGUAUUUGUUUAACUUCGACAGCAUGUUUGAGAUCCACGAUGACAUCGAGGUGCUAAAACGUAUGGGCAUGGCCUGCGGCUUGGAGGUGGGAAAGUGUUCUCCAGAGGAUCUGAAAAUCGCACGUAGCCUGGUGCCCAAAGCUCUGGAGCCUUAUGUUAUAGAAAUGGCCAAAGGUCCCAUCAGUAACGUCUACAUCACUGGAGGUUCCUCUGCUAAUGGAGCCCGUUACCCUGCAAACAGUGAUGGCUGCACUGAUGGCACCAUGGCGUCCAGCUCAAACGAUUCUCACUACAGCGGGUCUCGUGUGGAGACUCCAGUGUCUUACAUGGGGGAUGACGACGAUGAGGAUGAGUACGAUGAGAAUGACGAUGAAGACUAACCUCCCUACACCUUGCCACUCCAACAAGCACAGUCUUCAAAACCACCCUCACCGUGGGAAUUUAGUCCACUGUCGUGUGUGCUUUUUUUUUUUUUUCCCCAAAAAAACUCCCCUCCGCCCUGUUUCCCUGUAUUUCUGUCUGGCUUUCUCAGGGGUGUCGAUGAAAAUUAAAAGAACAGAGGUGUUUGCACCCACCUUUUUCUGCUCCUGAAUCACCUGCACCACAGCUCAGUGGGAGGUGUCGUCCAAGGGAACUGUAGUCUUUGUCCCUGCCACCUGAAGUCUUUAUAUGUCUAAUCCACUUCUUAAUAAGCCAUCCCACUAAAAAGCAACUCUAAGGCCUACUGCUGUUGGAGAAUGUAUAAUGUACCCGUUUGACUUAUAAUAAUUUUUUUUCUGCAGUUGCAUAUGGCAGACAUGAUCAAAAUGUUCCAAGGUGGCCAAAGUGUCUGCUGUGAGAUGUGUUGUUAGUGCAACACCAUGGAUUCGGAAUGGCUUAACACAGAUGCCACUGCAUCACAGGAUGGGGCUCCAUCACAUCUCGUCAUACUUUGUUUGUUUUGUUUUGGUUUUGUGUUGUGGGCAAUUUGAAAUGGUUUCCCGAUUGUUUUUGGGCUGGCUUCCUUCUGUUCCGUAGGCAGCUGCUUUCCUGAUCUUCUUUGCUAGUUUUAUUUGUAUUCCAGAGUUGAGGAAUUCUCCAUCACCACCCUGUUAAUGCCUUGGUAGUGUUUACAAAAUAAUGGCAGCAGCGAGGUAAAGACUUUCAUAACCCAGGCUCCUAGGUAAAUAAGCUUUCUUUGUUAAUUACAUAUAUGAAUCCUACAACAAUUGUAGCUUAUAGUUUCCUUUAGAGGCCAGUGGUAAAGAUAGACCUACAAAAAUUAUUGAUGUAACAAUGUGUGGUUGUAUAGGUCUUUAUGUACACCCUUCAAAGAUCUCCCUUUUAAAACUGAGCAACACGUGUACUGACUCUUCCAAAUACCUUUUUCUGUAAUCUAAUAUAAGUUUGCAAAUUAAAUAUAGAUUGUUUUAAUAA